AUGGUAUCAGACAUAUCGUCGUGCCCGCUGGAGGUCCUUGAGAUGAUCGUUGCGGCCGCUGACCCGAAAGACCUGGCCAGCCUUCGUCUUGCCAGCAAACUGUGGUGCGACCUGUCGAGCAAGCGUUUCGGAUCAACACGACUUCGACACCUUCGAUGUGUGUAUUCGCCGUACAGCCUACAGAGUCUAGUAGAUCUUACAGCUCAUCCGCUCUUUGGUCCUUGUAUACAGUCCAUCGUGAUUGGUACCUAUCGUAUGAGAAAACAUCUUGUGAAUACUCAACCACACAUACAAGCAAGUCCU
Molecule: messenger RNA, 303 nt
Organism: Aureobasidium namibiae CBS 147.97
Lineage: Eukaryota; Fungi; Ascomycota; Dothideomycetes; Dothideales; Saccotheciaceae
Exons: 1
Molecular function (GO): protein binding
Source: RefSeq, a predicted model, not a curated record